GGGGUAUCCUAGGAUCCAAGGUCCAGAGGCGUUUUAUUGAGAGCGGAAAGGGAUGAGGUCCCGAGGGGGACAUCGGCAUUGGGGUCUGUCCAGUCAGCUUGCUGGAAAGGGACAUGUGCAGGUCCCUUGUCGGAUGGCUCAGUGAGCACCCUCCGGAUGUGCCAAGCAGUCGGUUGUUGGCGGUUCGGAGUCCCAUAGAGGCUGAGGAACAACGCCUGCUGGCAGUCGAGGCUGCCCGCAUACAAGCUGAAGAGGCAGCAGCAGCAGAGAAACUGCGGCUACAGGCCGAUGCAAACGCAGAUGCCCAGGCUCGCCGAAAGGAAGUCGAGGAUCUGCUGCAGCGGCAUGAAGCCAACAGCAUCGACAGACUCAAGUACAGGCAUUUUAAACCGAACGGCGACGACGCAACACCGGAAGAAAAGCACAAGGAGUUCCUCUCCAAACUCGUGACGCGAUUGUUGUAUGCUUGCAACUACCAAAGGUCAGAGUUGGAGAGACAACAUCGGGACCUGACGCAACAGCAUCAGGAAUUGGCGACGCUCCGCCGCACAGUGCAGAGCCACGAGGAUGCAACUCGGGCACUCAAUGCCCGAUUGUUGGACCUGGAACAGGCWGUACCAGGACCAGCURYUGRRGCUUCYAGCAGUGCACCCUCAAGCCGCCAACUGGAGGACCGCGUUGACCACGUAGUGGCAAUGCUCGGCGACAUCAGCACCUUCGCUGCGCCGACCACCACCAUCAGCAGUCAGCUGCGUACAUUGAAGACCGAGGUCCAGAAGCUGCAGUCGACGAACGCGGACGACAAUCCGAAGCUGUACAAGAUGCCAACUUUCAACCUGGAGAGGUUCGACGACUACACGCAGCAGGAUCCCGUCCUCUGGUGGGAAGCAUUCACAACGCAACUCAGGAUUCUGCCAGUAGCCAAGCAUGCGUACAUCGGCGCCCUGUUCCUGAACUCAAAGGGCGGAUGCCAGACCUGGUUGAGCCACCUGGCAACCUCCCACGGCGUCGACGUACCAGACUUGAAGGACGUAAUCACAUGGGAGGAACUGACACGGCUGUGGAAGAAUCGGUUUAUCGUCGACGACGCGCCGACAUUCGCCAUCAACCGUUUGUUCACCAUGUCACAGGGCAACACAGCAACACGGGACUGGCUCACGGAGUGGCAGAAGAUUGCGGUUGUGCCCAAUCUGAACCUACCAUUCGAGCAUCUACGCCGUGAGUUCUACAACAGGUCCUGUGCGGCAUUGAGCCAGGCUCUUGGUGAUCGCGAGCAGUACUCAGCCUUCGCGGAGAUCAUUGACAAGGCGAGGGAGAUCAUCAAGACCAACAGGUCAGCUGCACACGAGAAAUCAACAUCAUGGCAGCCGACCUAUGUGGAGAAGGCACGAACUGGUCCGCGACAGCAGCACUUCGCUGCAAUCCAGCAGGACAGUGGAGAUAACCCAGCAGCCACUCCAGUAUCAAGUGACGGAGAUCAGGUGGUCGUUGUCCAGCCGCGAAGCACCAACAAGACARUUUCCAUGGGUCAAGUUUGGCUUGACCGAGGCGGAGUACAAGGUCCGCGGCCGCUACGGCAGCUGCUAUUGGUGCAACAGCACCAAGCACAAGACCUCCUUGUGCCAAGAUCAGGGCAAGGAGGAUGUGCGACCCCGCCUCGGCUCGGGAAACUGAGCCCCGCGGAAGGUGAGGCGACUCCACCUUCUACUCCGCCAGAUUCGGCCGCCUUGCUAGCGGCCUUCUGCACAUCUGGGGAGGAUGCGAAUGUCGCAAGUCCUCGGUAUACUUACGAGGAUUAUGCUGUCCACUUGGUUCCACCGCUGGACCAACCGCUCCACGUGCAACAGUCCACCACAUGCACGGUUUCAUCACCAUCGGCAACCGAUUCGGCAGCUUCGCCGCAACCUAUCGCCGGGGAUUCGACGUCAUGGUCAAGACUUGACGAGCUCAAUCCGUUGACGUUCACGGACUUCCAGUGGAUGCCCGUUCCCUCGACCGGACGAUUGCCGAAACCGCAUUGCAACGUGCUUAUGGCACAAUUGCGGGACUACUUGCACACUGCAGUACCAACUCCGUUGAUGGACGCCGGAGCAGAGGUUGUCGACCUUCACGCUUUCAUCGCGAAGAUCGACCGCGAGUUCAAGACGCAACGGUACGACGACAUCGACGCACCAUUGCUAUACAUACGCAUUCAGAUCGGAGAGGCGACCUGCAGUGCCUUGAUCGAUUGCGGAGCAUCUCGCAACUACAUCAGCCAGGACUUCAUGGUACGCGUCGGCCUUGGCCCACAUGUCCGGAGGAAGUCCCAGCCUACGCAAGUCACUCUGGCAGACGGUCAUACGCACAAGUCCAUCGACCGAUGCAUUGACGCCGUCCCAGUAUACUUUGCCCCCCACGCAAGUGAGGCGGUGUCCUUCGACAUUCUGGACACCAAAUUCGACAUGAUCUUGGGCAUGUCAUGGCUGCGAAGCAAGGAUCACCCUGUGAACUUCUUCAACCGCACCAUUCACGUUCGUGACCGGAACGGAGUAUUAGUUCCAUGCACGGUGCCUUUUCCUCAUCCUUCGAUCAGCUGCCACGUGGUAUCCGCCGCAAGCAGGCGAGCUUCCAUCAUCAGAGACGACAUCGAGGAGAUGGGGGUGUGUUUUCUCCACGCCCUCCCGCCACAUGACGCUUCAUCGACGGACUCACCUUCGGAUCCACGCAUCACCGAACUUCUCGACGCCUACAGCGACGUGUUCGAAGGCCCGCAUGGAGUAGUACCGGAUCGACCCAUCCGCCACGAGAUCAUCCUCGAGGACGGGGCCGCGGGAACGUGGAAGGUGGAGGAACUGGUGUUGCGACAGUUGGAUCAUCAGUCGAGGAAGAAUGAGAGGCUUGAGGUAAUUAAGCAGACAAUCCCGCAAGACUGGCUUGAGUGCCUUGCUGCUAAGGAUGGCGGGAUUCCACCGAUGCGCGGUGUCGAGCAUUCCAUCCAGCUCGUGCCUGACUAUCGUGUUCACCAUCAGGCACCAUACCGACUCUCGAUUCCAGAGGCGACGGAACUAAAGCGUCAGCUUGAGGAGCUCCUUCGAUUGGGUUUCAUUAAACCCAGUAACUCCCCUUGGGGUGCACCUGUCUUUUUUGCUCGCAAAGCGGGCGGAACUCUCCGCCUCUGCAUCGACUACCGCGGCCUUAACCGUUACACGGUUAAGAACAACUAUCCCAUGCCCCGUGCGGAUGAGCUGUUUGACCGUCUGGCAGGCAACCGCUUCUUCACGAAGAUCGAUCUUCGUAGCGGUUACCACCAGAUCCGCGUUGCCGCAGAGGACCAACCGAAGACAGCCUUUCGGUCGCGCUUCGACCACUACGAGUUCACGGCGAUGAAUGACAUCUUCAGGGACAUCCUUGAAGAAUACGUUCUCGUAUACCUGGACGACAUCUUGGUCUACAGUCGUACCUUAGAAGACCAUAUCAGACACCUCUGCGAUGCCCUACAGCGCUUACGCAAGCAUGGCUUCUAUGCCAAGCUCAGUAAGUGCCGCUUUGCCCAACGCAAAGUGGACUUUCUAGGACACCAUGUGUCUGACCAGGGUCUCCACAUGGACGACGCGAAGAUCACUGUUAUUGCAGAGUGGCCCGUCCCCACAUCUGCCAAGCAGCUUCGCAGCUUUCUAGGCCUCACCAGCUACUAUAGUUUGUCCAACAUGAAGAACAAAGUGGGACAGUCGAAUCCGGGCAGGGCUGUUUCAGCACGGCCAAGCCAAUCUCGCGGCAGCGCAGGGGGACCAACAGCGCUUGGGGUCGUGUUCGUCGAGAAACCAGAAUUUGAGACGCAGGUCCACGAUGAGAUGAACGAAGAUUAUGACAAUGAAGAUGUGGCAGUUGAGGAAGAGGAGGAAGAGGAGGCAAAAGAGGAGGAAGAGGAGGCAGAGGAGGAGGAAGAGGAGGAAGAGGAGGAAAGAGAAGAGGGAGAAGAGGAAGAAGAGGAGGAAGAGGAGGAAGAGGAGGAACAAGAGAAGGAAGACAUGGAGAUUGCCUGUGGGAAGGGGAAAGAGAAAUGGGUGAGGGAUACACUCAUAAACACGAAAUUGCGAAAAGACCUUCUUUCGUUCCUCUGGGCCGUCUGCCUCACAGCUGUUGGAUUAAAGUUGUACGUGCAGUCGGAGAACAAGGCACAGUACAAAUGCUACGACGAGAUCGUCUACGCGAGUUGGCUUUUUGAGAACAAGCAGUACUUUGCUGAAAUUUGGGUCGUUGCUGCCAACAAGCUUGUGAGCUUCAUACUUUGAAAGAAGAAAUUCGUGCCAAGCAAAUUUCCUAUAGAGAACAAAAAGUUGGCGGUAGC
Molecule: messenger RNA, 4327 nt
Organism: Chara braunii
Lineage: Eukaryota; Viridiplantae; Streptophyta; Charophyceae; Charales; Characeae
Source: the annotation of a GenBank genome assembly